Magnolia sinica is the source of this 1062-nucleotide messenger RNA. RefSeq lists its product as uncharacterized. The transcript has 4 exons. NCBI's taxonomy places the organism in Eukaryota, Viridiplantae, Streptophyta, Magnoliopsida, Magnoliales, Magnoliaceae. The record is from RefSeq and is a predicted model, not a curated record. Bases 160 to 957 code for a protein of 265 amino acids.
UCGUCAAACCGCACUCAGAAAACCCCCCCUCUUUGUUUUUUUGAAACUGCACACACAUAUAAAGGAGGAAAAGAGCAAGGGCCGGGGUAAUGUCUUCUCUCUCCGUAUAGAGAUUUCUCUCCCCUUUUCUCCCUUCGAUUUCACCAUUUACCUCAACCCAUGGGAGCGUCUUCAAAAGAAGGUAAGGCUGUGAAGAAAGAGGAGGCUGAAGAGGAAGAAGAUGGCAGCACCCUCAGUUCUCUUCUAAAAGCAAAGAAGAAAACAGCCCAGAUGAUGAAUGGCAGCCGAGCAGCUAGCAUCAAAGCAGCUGUCAAGAUCAAGAAGCAAGAACCGGAAGAUGAUGAAGAAGAAUCCAAACCCAUCAUAAAAAAGGUUUCCAAGACGACCCAAAAGGUUGUUGGAUUGAAGGACAAGAAAAAGGUGAAGAAGAAAAGGCAGAGGGAAGAGGAAGAGAAUGCGGCGAAGAAGAAGAAGAAUGCCAGGGACGGUGAUAAGAAGAAGGAGAAGAAGGUGUAUGAUUUGCCUGGUCAGAAGCACGACCCACCUGAGGAAAGAGACCCAUUGAGGAUUUUCUAUGAGACGCUGUAUCAGCAGCUUCCUAGCAGUGAAAUGGCUUCCUUCUGGAUGAUGGAGUGGGGUUUGCUGCCACUGGCGGAAGCAAAGAAGGUCUAUGAGAAAAAACUGAAAAAGAACCAGCUAUCAAAGUUCAACUCCCCUGUAAAGUCUGUCACUGUUAAGAGAACAGUGCAAACCUCGACGAAGAAAACUGUUGAAUCCAAAACUACUAUGAAGGUAUCCAAGAAGCGCAAGAUGGAUUGCAGUUCGGAUAGUGAAAAUGACUUCACUCCUGCCAAGAAGUCAUCCAAGAAAGGCAAGAUGGAUGUCAAUACAGACGACGACGAUGAUGAUUUCACCCUCGCCAAGAGAAAAAUUAAGAAACAAAAGGCUUCCAGUUAAUCCACAGCCAUAUGCAUCUUUCUUAAAACAUUAGUAGCUUUUGUUUAGUUGCUUGAUUCCGCAAGUACCAUUCAAUUUCAGUAGAAGUCAAAGCGAAUUUAAGUA